AUGGACGACCACCACGGCUGCAACAUAGGCUGUCUCCUCUCCUACCUCCUCCUCGGCAGAACACACACCCCAAGUGCGCUCAUCGACGAAGAAAAAGUAAACCUGCAUACACAGGAGAGAAAACACAUACCAUACUACGGCAACAAAGUUCCUCUGGAAGCCAGCAUCGCACCCGAAGAUUCGGAAACUUGGUAUGCGGCCUUCUUCGACCUGGCGUGGUGUGCGCCGCACCGGGAUGGGAAGCACAUCAUCGUCUGUGUCGAGUGGUUCGACGAUGACAAUGGACGGGAAUUGAAUGGUUGGCCGGCGGUCAAGUUGAGGAAUGCUUAUGAGAGGUUGGGGGAGGAGCAUAAGAGGGUUGUGAGUUACGCCGAAACGCUGGCAGACGGCAAUGUUGUUAUCGAGAGGUUAUGGCCCGCACUUGACUUCGCACACUCGCGGUCCGUCUUCUUGCGCGCUUUUUGCGCUCAAAUGGUUUGGGUGCGGUCUGACUAUUCGCUCGCCCUCACGGGCUUCAUCGGCGCUGAUAUAGUUGGCGACAAGACAGAUUACCGAGAAGGAGGGUCGGUAUGUGACGAAGAUGUCGAACUUGACGAUAGCGCGUAUGGAAGUGUCAAAGACGAUUUGUUCCGUUGGGCCACGUUUGUCUGGAGGUUGAUGACGAACGAUUUCACUGAGCGGUCACCUUCGGCUCAGACAUACUGCUGGGGACCGUGUUGUCCUGUUGAAGGUGGAUGCAGACGCUUCACCAUUGACGGCCAUAAGACUUUGAACAGAGAUCAUCGGCCAUGGUUGCAGGAUAGGCAGAAACAGAAACUGUAUCAGGAGUUGGAGGAAGCGAGGCUGGGCAGCGUAUUGUUGAAAGCGUGGAACGCGGGUUAUGAGAGCAUGGACGAAGUGAUGGCGGAUGUCAGGUUGACCGCGAAUAGGAUGGGCAUCGACGUACAUGAAGAUGAGGAUGAGGUGGAAGUCGAUGCAAGAUGGGAAGACGUUUUUGAGAUGGUUGAAAUGGUUCAGUCGAGCCCAGGUUCACCCACUCGACGUCUCAGGUUCAAAGAAUUAUCGUUGAUCUGA
Parastagonospora nodorum SN15 is the source of this 1074-nucleotide messenger RNA. RefSeq lists its product as hypothetical. The record is from RefSeq and is a predicted model, not a curated record. Lineage: Eukaryota; Fungi; Ascomycota; Dothideomycetes; Pleosporales; Phaeosphaeriaceae. Bases 1 to 1074 code for a protein of 357 amino acids. The transcript has 3 exons.